Messenger RNA from Thamnophis sirtalis, 760 nucleotides. Lineage: Eukaryota; Metazoa; Chordata; Lepidosauria; Squamata; Natricidae. The record is from RefSeq and is a predicted model, not a curated record.
UUAAGGGGCACCUCUGUUUUUCCAGCCUUGAUGGGAUAGUGUGUUUUUUUUUCCUUUUAAUACUGAAUCUGUUUGUAUUUCAUCUCUGAGCUUUUCUCCCAACGCAUGCAAAACAGGUGAGAAAGGAAUGGCGAACGAGGAAUCCUUGGUGCUCUCUAAGUUGGGGUGGUUUUCUUGCAGAUGUUUUCAUUAGCCAAACUAGGUAGCAUCCUCAGUGCACUCAUGGUGUUUCCUAGUUUGGGUAGGGAAAGGCCUGGGGGAAAACCCACCCCUGCAGUCUUCCAACAGUAAUGAUUCCCAGGGUCCUUGGGCAUGUUACGUUGCCGAUGACAGUGCGAGGUAUGAUUUGGGGGAAUUCCUUGAACGGUUUUUAAUGUAUGCCAAUCUCUGUCUCAGGAAGCCUACAGACCUUCAGAACUUGGCUCCGGGGACACACCCGCCUUUCAUCACCUUUAAUAACGAAGUGAAAACUGACGUGAACAAGAUUGAAGAGUUCCUCGAAGAAGUCCUCUGCCCACCCAAGAGGUCCUUAGAGAGGGGUCUUUUGAAAACUCUACAGAAGCUGGAUGAGUACUUAAUUAGUCCCCUCCCUGAUGAGAUUGACGAGAACAGCAUGGAAGACAUCCUUGCCUCUACGCGCAAAUUUCUGGAUGGGAAUGAGAUGACACUAGCAGACUGCAACUUGUUACCCAAGCUGCACAUCGUCAAAGUAAGGUGGAAUUUGACCCGAGAACUGAAACAAGCCUACAUGCCGAUUUAA